Molecule: messenger RNA, 965 nt
Organism: Onthophagus taurus
Lineage: Eukaryota; Metazoa; Arthropoda; Insecta; Coleoptera; Scarabaeidae
Source: RefSeq, a predicted model, not a curated record
CAAAUGUUGUUAUUAAGACAUGGAUUAAACAUCGUUUAUGAUUUAUUACUUAAUGAAGAUAUUAGCAACCAAGAUGAUCGUGUAAAUCGUUAUAUCACAGCUUUGAAAACAUUUUUCGAAGUUUAUUUCGAUAGAAUCAAUUCCCCAUUGAAGAUUAACGAUAACAUAUUUAAAUUAACCAAUAAUUAUAAAAUUUGGACCAAAUGUUCUGAAGAAGCUAAAGAAUUUAUUGAAAGUACUUUAAAAACAGUUAUCGAAUUAAAAAAGAAAUCGCCGAAUAAAAAUGAUCGAAAAGAUUUUAUUGAUUUACUUUUAGAAUCUGGUUUGAGUUAUGAUAGAAUUUUAGCGCAGCUUCGAACAUUAGUUGUUGCUGGUUCCGAUACAGUUUCAGCUGCAACUGGUUUUGCUCUUUACGAACUUGCUAAACACCCAGAAUUACAAGAAAGAAUUUAUCAGGAAUACAUUUCGAUUGUAGGUGUUGACGAAAACGUUUUUGCAGAAUUUAGCGAUAUUCAACAAAUGAGUUUUGCUGAUUGCGUUAUGAAAGAAACUUUAAGACUUUAUCCCCCAUUUCCAUUUAUUUCUAGAACUUUAAUUAAAUCGGCAGAAAUCGGUGAUAAAGUUUUUCCGGGUGACAUCGAUUUAGUCUUUUCAAUAAUAGGGUCCCAUUAUUUAAAUUUUGAAGAACCCACAAAGUUUAAACCCGAAAGAUUUCUUCCAAAAAAUGCCACCAAAAUCCCAGCAAAUGCUUAUUUACCAUUUUCGUUGGGACCAAGAGAUUGCAUAGGUAAAAUAGUUGCAAUUGCCGAAGUUAAAUUUUUAAUUAGCUACAUUAUGAGACAUUUUACAUUACAUCCAAUCAAUGAUCAUGAAGCAGAUAUAGCUGGUGAAGUGGUUUUAACAAGCAAAAAUGGCUUACCAAUUAUUUUUAAAGAAAGAAUAAUCGAAUAAUCGGAAUUUUAAAU